Molecule: messenger RNA, 1267 nt
Organism: Macadamia integrifolia
Lineage: Eukaryota; Viridiplantae; Streptophyta; Magnoliopsida; Proteales; Proteaceae
Exons: 2
Coding region: 114-908 (264 amino acids)
Source: RefSeq, a predicted model, not a curated record
UCUGGUAACUCAUCGGCGUUUCGCGGCAAAAAUGGGUCUCUUUGCACUUAUAAUCUUCUGAAUUUCGCGGUCUUUUAGGGGGCGAGAACAAUAUAGUAUCGACCUGUACGGCGAUGUCUCUUCUCUUUCCUUCUUCAGGUAUUGCCUCUCUUUCGGGCGGCUUCCGGCAUGGAAUUUCGGCCAAGCUUUACCCUAAAACAAACCCUAGAAUCAGUGGAAACUUCAGUGGCUUGAGUAACAAAGGAAAGGUCGGAAUCAGGUUUAGCGGAGUUAGAGUUGGGGUUUGUUCGGGUACCAAGGAUGGUGAGGUUCUGGAGGAGGAUUUAGGUUUUGAAAACAACGGAAGUAUAUCUUGGCAAUUCUCAGCUCCAGUAACGAAGCGGAACAGAGAGGCGGAGGAGAAGCAGGAUUAUUAUGUCAAUUUGGGAUAUGCUAUUCGGACUUUAAGAGAGGAUUUGCGAGAGAUCUUCUACCGGGAACUUUGUUUCGAUAUUUACAGGGAUGAUAUCGUCUUUAAGGAUCCUCUCAACACUUUUGUUGGCAAAGAGAAUUACAAAUCAAUCUUCUGGGCACUACGGUUCCAUGGUAAACUAUUGUUUAAGGCUCUGUGGGUUGACAUCCUGAGUAUGGGGCAACCUGUUGAGAAUGUCAUUAUGGUCCGGUGGACUGUCCAUGGUAUUCCUCGCAUCCCCUGGGAGAGCCGUGGCCAUUUCGAUGGCACUUCUGAAUAUAAGCUUGAUAAAAAUGGGAAGAUCUAUGAGCACCGUGUGGAUAACAUCGCUUUCAACUCCCCACCAAAACUCCAAGUACUGGCAGUAGGAGACCUGAUUCAAUCCAUUGGAUGCCCCUCAACACCAAAUCCAACUUAUUUUGAGACCUCAUCCUCUUUGAUUGAAAAAUCCAUUUAAUUUCUUGUGGUGAACUACUAUCUGGCUUUUGCCAUUGCUCUCACUUGGAGAUUUGAGGCAGAAUCUUGAGGAUUUGUUGACAUGCUAAACAAAUUUUGGUAUAGGUUUUAUUGUAAUAUGGUACAGAAAAUAUUUCUCUUCUCCAGAGCUAGUCUUCCAAAUCAUUUUGGACACAGUUUGACAUAUAUUGUAGUGUGGAGUAUGACUUCAGUGACAUCUCAAGAACCGACCGGAACUGGGUCGAAGCAUCCAGGCUGCACCAUCGGCAUGGAUCUCAGAAACAUUGUACUGUAUAUACUUUAUACUAUUCUGUAUUAAAGUUCAGUAUAUAGUAAAUGGAAUAUUGGAUCCUUAUAACA